AUGCUAUCAUUGUAUUAUUUUGGAUCUAGGGGAGUAAGGAGUGAGUAAUUUCCCCAAAAAAGAUUAAGAAACAAAUUACAGAUUUUUACAAAUAGUACAAAUUCCCAAAUUCUGACGAGAAGAUUCCGCCCAAUUUCUCACUGGACUCGGGCUCAGGAUCCCUCUCUCGCUGUAGUCGUCAAUUGGUUGGCUUCUCUCUCGAUCCUCCUUACCCCUCAACUUCACCUCACUCUCCUGCGUCAAGAGAGACGAGGAAAUUGCUACUGAAUUCGGUGAAUUUUUAGAAGAUUUGCAGUUGGCGUAGAUAAUGGGGUUGCUUAGUAUCAUUCGAAAAAUCAAAAGGAAAGAGAAGGAAAUGCGUAUACUUAUGGUAGGCCUUGACAACUCUGGGAAAACUACCAUCGUUUUAAAGAUCAAUGGGGAAGAUACCAGCGUUAUCAGCCCUACGCUCGGAUUUAAUAUCAAGACUAUCACCUAUCACAAGUACACACUUAACAUAUGGGAUGUUGGGGGCCAAAAGACUAUAAGAUCAUAUUGGAGGAACUAUUUUGAGCAGACGGAUGGACUAGUAUGGGUGGUUGACAGUUCCGAUCUUAGAAGAUUGGAUGAUUGCAAAUCGGAACUUGAUAAUCUUUUGAAAGAAGAGAGACUUUCUGGAGCAUCAUUGCUUAUUCUUGCUAAUAAGCAGGAUAUAAAAGGAGCCCUUUCUCCAGAGGAAAUUGCUAAGGUAUUGAAUUUGGAAGCUAUGGACAAAACACGUCACUGGAAAAUUGUCGGUUGUAGCGCAUACACUGGCGAGGGGCUGUUGGAGGGUUUCAAUUGGUUGGUUCAAGACAUUGCUUCCCGAAUUUAUGUUUUAGAUUAACAUCUUUUCAAUUUUGUAUCUCAUUCCUUAUGGAAACUGAUCUAAAGAUUUUGUCGAAUAUAUGUGGGUUCGUUCAUUUA
Messenger RNA from Cucumis melo (muskmelon), 945 nucleotides. Its product is annotated as ADP-ribosylation factor-like protein 2. The transcript has 6 exons. Lineage: Eukaryota; Viridiplantae; Streptophyta; Magnoliopsida; Cucurbitales; Cucurbitaceae. Gene Ontology annotation, cellular component: cytoplasm; microtubule cytoskeleton. The record is from RefSeq and is a predicted model, not a curated record. Gene Ontology annotation, molecular function: GTPase activity; GTP binding. The coding region runs from base 308 to 865 and encodes 185 amino acids. Gene Ontology annotation, biological process: protein folding.